AGAAAACAAAUUAAACUUUUUCUCUACAAGGAGUAAAUCAUUUCUUUUACAAAACACUCAAAAGAAAACAAAACCUGUGAGGUUCAGCUGAUUAAUUGAGUGUGAUUUGCGCACAGUUGCUUAUAUUGCUUAAAAUUUAGUUUAAAUAUAUCUAUUUGGGCAACAAAUCCACAAUAGGUGCUUCAUAACCACUAAACUUCGUAUCUGUCACAAGUGCGAUCCGAUCCAUAACGCUCCUGAGGUUUGUGAUAGUUGUCUCGGUCCCAUUGGUAUCGGUGCAGGAAAUACACUUGAAUACUACGCAAGCAAUACUCGUUGAAUAAUAAUUAAUUGAGCUCAUGUGUACAACCGACGAGUAUUAAUUUCAUUACAUGGAUGAAACACAAAAAAAUCAACAAUUUGAAUUAAAGCUUGAAUACAAUUACUCUUAUUUUAAUUGUGCACAAAUGAAAUUUUUGAUCUUGAAAAUAAUUAUACGGCAUAAUCAAUUUUAAGCAACUGAAGCAAUAUAGAUUCUAUUUGAUUGAGUGUUUAUCUGACCCGAAGGCAACGUUUGUAUCGUAGAUACAAAUGUAUAAGUUAUCGGUCUCGAUUGAAUAUCCCGUUAGACCCAUGGUGAGUCCAAGGAUCCACAGUUUUUAUUAGUGACAACCCGUGGGUUAAAUCGAAUGGGUGCUCCGUUUGGUGGACUGCUUGCACGACACAAUGUGGACCUAUUUUAUUUACUGGAUCGAAUGGAUGCGUCAUUCUCAAAAAAUCCCGCCGGUUUCGCCGGAACUAGCUACCCUCUCCCAAAAAUAGCGACGCCGCCGCCGCUUCAAAAUGUUGAUCCUUUUUUAUCAAUUCAUCCAUUUUUCCGGUCCUAGGUAAGGACUUGUGCCUCUGCUCGACAGCUGAAUUUUUACGAUUGGUCAAUUAAAAGUCAAUAUGUCUUUAAUAUUGGUAUCGAGCAAUAAAAUCUUUAAUGGCUUCCAAAAGGUUUUUAAACAUGCUUCGACCACGUUACAGAAGGAAGCCACUUUCGCUAUUUAUUUACCUGAAGCUAAAUCCAAGGUCCCUGUCAUAUAUUGGCUCUCAGGAUUGACGUGUACCGAACAGAAUUUCAUCACGAAGGCCGGCGCGCAACAAUUUGCGCAGAAAUAUCAGGUCGCCAUAGUUUGUCCGGAUACCAGCCCCCGGGGUUGCAAUAUUCCUGGUGAAGAUGAUAGCUACGAUUUGGGUACCGGUGCUGGAUUUUACGUGGAUGCAACCCAGGAACCUUGGAGCACCAACUACAGAAUGUACUCCUAUGUCACCAAAGAGCUGCCUGGGAUUUUAGCGACCAGCUUCGCAUCGGAGGUCGACGCCUCUCGGGCUUCGAUUAUGGGCCAUUCAAUGGGAGGGCACGGUGCCCUUAUUUGCACGUUACGCAACCCCGGCCGCUACAGAUCUGCUAGCGCAUUUGCUCCAAUCUGCGCACCGUCACAAUGCCCUUGGGGACAGAAGGCCUUUAACGCUUACUUAGGAAGCGAUCAGGCAUCCUGGAAGGCCUACGACGCUACGGAGCUCGCUAAGACCUACACUGGACCCAAUUUGAACAUCCUAAUUGAUCAGGGACUAGACGAUGAUUUUCUGGCAAAAAAUCAAUUGUUGCCCGAAAAGCUGCAGGAAGCAGCAUCUUCCAGCGACAAGCUAAAAAUCAACUACAGGCAACAUGCAGGCUACGACCAUAGUUAUUUCUUCAUAGCCACUUUUAUCGAAGACCACAUCCGACUGCAUAGUGAAGCUCUUAAGGAGUAAAUUUUAGGGCAAAGUUGCAGUGUUUUUGCGAAUUGCGUUGCUAUCAGUAACUUAUCCCUGAAGCGACAGAAUAAACUUGUCAAAUAAAUAAUUUCAGACACCGUUUCUUUGUGUUAGAACUU
Molecule: messenger RNA, 1901 nt
Organism: Varroa destructor (honeybee mite)
Lineage: Eukaryota; Metazoa; Arthropoda; Arachnida; Mesostigmata; Varroidae
Product: S-formylglutathione hydrolase
Biological process (GO): formaldehyde catabolic process
Cellular component (GO): cytosol
Molecular function (GO): S-formylglutathione hydrolase activity
Source: RefSeq, a predicted model, not a curated record